AUGUCUGCGCCCCCCUCGCCCCGCCUCGGGCAGGCGGCGCUCGACCACGGACGUGUAAGGAAACGAGACCGGCCACCCGCGCUCGAUAUAGACGCCAUCGACCCCAAAGCCGCCUCGGACAACGACGUUCAGUACCACGACUACCGCACGGAGCAGCAUCGCCACUACGACCAGCCCAGCGUGCACAUCUCCGUCGCCCCGGCCGCGGAGCGAGAGCACGAACCCGAAGCCCCGCGCCCGGCCUCUGCGACGUCCUCCCUCGACCCGUACUACUUCAGCGUCCACACGCCCGCCGAGUCGCCGCUCCCACCCAUGCCGGACAUCUCGACCAUGCCCGAUCUCGGCGUCGCGCAGAGCGUCACGCCUGACCCGCCCCUUCCCAGCGCGCCGAUUACUCCCGCCCGCGACGGCGCGUCCAUCGAUCGCAGGGGUCUCGUCGGCGUCGGCGAGCUCGCCACACCGCGCUGGGCACGCUCCCAUUACUCGAGCCAUUCGGAGGAGCCGGCGCACCAGAGGAUGGAGGACGUUGGCGAGGAGGAUGAGGACCAGCAGCUCGGGAAUGAGCCCGAGCAGGUCGAUCACCCCGAUAGUCCGUGGACGAUAGAGGCGAUCGACGGCGAGCCCGAGGAGAAGCCCGACGAGGAACCUCUUGAACCCCCGAGGCCAUUGCGCACGCGGCCUUCUAUCGCGGACGAGAGCGGUGGAGAGGAGAUUCUUUACCCUCGCAAGCCGCACACCGAAGAUAUCUUCAGCCCGCAAUCGCGGAGGGCUGAACGCACCGGCACGUCAAGUUCGGCCGUGCCAACGGAGCCAUCGCGAGAAUCGCCGUUUUCCAUCAGGACGUCGCAGAGGCUGCGACAGAAGACCUCACAGGAAUUGUCUAGCAGCCCUUUGGGGGUGGCUCGGUACAGUACCACUAUCAACAUCGGCACGACCGUUCAAGACGAUCCCGUGUUUUCCACGCCCAAAAAUGAGAGGAGCGACGACAAGGACGACGAGAAGACCACAUUACGUAAACACCGUAGUGUGAACGUGCCCACGACGACGGCCUCUCCGCGAGACAAGGUUCGCGAGCGCCGUCGCGAGAGCCUUGGACUGACCCUCUCGAGCGGCACAAGGACUAGCGGCCCGCCAAAGCACGCCCGAUCUGCAAGCUCGUCCUCGUCCAACCACGGCGAGCGGCCGCACCGGCGCGGCCAGACUUCGGACUUUUCUCACCUACCGCCGUCGCCCUCGACGUCGUCCAUCCAGCAGUUCCUCCGGCACUCCAACAGCAUUACUUCCAAGGACCCAAUUGCUGGACCACCUUCCGUCCAUAGCUCCCCCAACGUGGGUCAGUCGCUGCUCCGGGGCACGCAGGAGGGCUGGUCGGCGCUCGACGACGAAGCUACGGCCGAGGCGCUGCGUAAGCUGGACGGAAUAUCGGGCAAGAGCGCAAGAGCGCGGACGUCUAUUGGAAGUAGGCCGAGCAGCUCGAGUCGUCCGGGGACGCCAGGAAAGAUGGCGGGCGUGCAGUGGGAGGGGAUCGGCGUGGAGGGCGGUAAGGCGAACCGGAGGAAGAGCAAUGGGUAUCUGCGGGAGAGCAUGCCGCCGCGACCGCGCGAGGAACAGCUUCCGGCGCAGCAGCAAGUGUCCUCGCAACAGCAGCCGCACAUGGAGUCGGGCGGCGAGGAAAUGUCGUCCUCGGGUCCGGAAAAGUCGGCGCUGAAGAAGACGGGCACCGCGAGCGCGCGGUCGAGCUUCGCGGCGAAGAGGGGCUCGUCCAGCUCGACGAUGUACACGGGCACGACGACGGGCACGGGCACCACGGGCAGCUCGCGCGAUUCGGCGCAGCUGCUAGUUAGGCGGAACAGCAACGGCAGCGACACGAGCGUGCAUUCCUCCGAUGUGGCGUCUUUGAAGGACCGGGCGGCUGCGCUAGCCCACGGGCAUGGAUAUGGGAGCAGCGUGAGCGUUGGCGCUGGCAGUGUGGGCAGUGGAAGUGUGGGCGGAGAGGUUGGUGUGGAGGACGAGCGGGAGCGGGUGCCUCCCGUCCCACCGCUACCGAAGGAUCUGAGCGGGUUCAGGAGUCCGCCGCAGAGCUCCGCCAGCAUGAGCUUCCCGGGUCUGCCGGGAGCCGAAGACAUCCGGAAGGACAGGGAGAGGGAGAGGGAGAGGGAGAAGGAGCAGCAGGCCGAGGCGCAGGCCUCAGUAGAGGAUGCUGAUCCGGACAGGACCGUGUUGCUGGAGGUUCCGCCGAUGAUGACCUCUAUGCCGGAAAAGCCGUCAACGCCUCAAUUACAGCAACAGCCUGCGCAAGACUUCGCGGUAGGUUCCGCUCCAGCGGUGAUGAAGUCUCCGUCAAGAAAAUGGAGUUUCAACGCGCUAGGGCUGGGAAUGAAGACCCCUAGCGCCAAGGAGAGGGAGAGGGAGAGGGCCAAGGCAGCCGCGAAUGCGCAGAAGCAGCAACCGGAGCAGGGUAAGGUGUAUACGUCGGACGGCGGCGCGUUCAGCUUUGGGUCGGCGGACGAAGCUUUGUCUCCGGGCGGCGCCUCAUCGAAGAGGGGCUCCUGGGCGCAGCCCCAGGCGAUGGAUUCGGCAGCGUCGCUAGCGUCCAUGUCCUCGAUCGGUUCCUCCGGUGCAAGAGGUCCUCUCUCACCCGCCGUCUCGCUGCCCGUCGCACAAUCGAAGAACGAGAGCUCGGAUAGGCUGGCGCCAAGCCGGACGGAGACCGCGUCGAGUGCCAGCCACCACACGCAAGGCGGCGUACAGGACACCACUUUGGGACCGCUGAGCCCGUCUUCAUCGUCUGUGCGGCGGCAGACGUCGAAACGAUUGACACCGAGCUCGAUCCCGUUCUUCCGUCGAUCGUCCUCACAAUCAAUCAAGGCCCAGCCCGCCGCUGGUGCGCAACGGUCAAAUUCGCCUUCGGUGACAUCAACCGCUCCGGCAUCCCGUCGACUGACCGUGGUGCCUGCCGUUCCUCCUCUCGUUGACAACUCGCUCUCCUCGCCUUCAACACCCGGCUCUGCGUCGGCACACAAGAAGUCGUCUGUGCUUAGCUUGGGCUCGCUGCUCAAGGGCUCCAGCUCGAGAAAGAGUCUGCAUUCAGAUAAGAGCGACUACUUCCCGGAGAAGGAUAACCGUCGAAGCAUGGAGAAGUCGCGAGAGAAGUCUGACAAGGAGAAGAAGAAGGAUGACAAGGACAGGAGCGAAAGCCGCAUCUCGGUGUUGAUGGGCAGGAAGCGAGGCAAGACUGUUUCCGCCACUGAUGCCAAAAAGGCGGUCAAGCCGGUGACGCUCCCGCCAAUGCAAGUGCAGCCGCUCCCUCGGGACACUGCUCAGCGCGUCGCUAACCUGAAGUCGUCUGUGUCGUCUAGCAAUGGACCUAGCGCGAAGGUUGCUAGCGGCUCCCGCGUUACGUCUCAGACAAUCAGCUCGAUGCACAAGCAAUCGGACACCUCGUUGCGCAGCAGCCGCAAUCAGCUGCCUACCAUCGCUGGAUCCCCAUCUGUGGGCAUCAACACGCAACCGCAGAAGGAACCCAGGGAGCUUCCGCCGUCAGCACUGAACAACUCUACUUCUGGUCUUCCGAAGGAGACACCGACCAAAAUACCCCGUAUCUCCAGCCGUACAUCCGGCAUUCCGUCUCCGACGAUGAAGGGUACCAUCCCAUCGUCAGCUACGAGCCGUAGAACGAGCCUUAAUGUUGGUGCUAUGGCGGCGGCCUCUACCGAGCCUUCCCCCACGCCCAGCGGGACCACCAAUGAGUUCGGGGUCUUGGAACCUAACAACGACGAGCCAUCCGCCCCGUCCGCGAAGCCCACAGCUGGCACCAGGCUUUCAGUCCGAGUAUCGCCAUCACAGCCUCUUACUCGUGUUCCCCGACAGGUCUCCGCACCACAGGGCUCUUCCACCGUCAGCGGUGUCCCGCGCAAGUCUAACAGGGAAUCUAUAUCCUUCUCAGGCCUUCGCAAGUCUUCCACCGGCUCAGUGGCUUCGUUCUCAACAGCGGCUCCCACGGAGACGAAGCACCGCUCCUUUGCACUGUCGCCCUCAAAGGGGCUCAAACUCCUUAGCCCGAAGGUCUCGCUGUCUGCUGCCCGCCGCCAUGACAGCGACCUCGAGAAGUCAACGCACAGCACCGGACACCUGGCGUCCGCCGCUUCGAGCAGGCAGUCACUCUCAACGCCGUCGCCUGCACCCAGCUCGGUAGAUGAGGAGGAGAUGCUUGGCGACGAAGAGAUGAUGCAGUACAUCAAACGACAGCAGGCGAAGAAGCUCGCCGCCGGCGCGUCCCCUGAAGAAGUCAACGACAUGUUGAAGUUUCCGGAGCCUACCACACCCGUCAAGCCUGUGUCGCCGGAAGAUGUUCUCAACAGCAGUCAGGUCAAGUAUCUGUCCCAAUAUGAGCGACAGGAAAUACUGGAUUACCCCUCAGUAUAUUUCAUUGGGGCUCGUAGUCAGAAAAAACCGGCCACUACCGAGGACUCUACGAACAACCACGGCUACGACGACGAACGCGGAGACUAUCUCGUCGUCAACCACGAUCAUCUUUCUUACCGGUACGAAGUGGUCGGUACUCUUGGCAAAGGUUCUUUCGGGCAAGUCUUACGCUGUCGAGACCAUGCCACCGGAGAGUCUGUCGCGGUCAAGAUCAUCAGAAACAAGAAAAGGUUCCAUCACCAGGCGAUGGUUGAGAUCAAGAUCUUGGACAACCUCAGAAAAUGGGAUCCGGAGGAGAAGCAUCAGGUCAUUAAGAUGACGGAGCACUUUAACUUUCGGGGCCACCUCUGCAUUGCCAUGGAGUUGCUCAGUAUCAAUCUUUACGAGCUGAUCAAGGCCAAUGGAUUCGUGGGAUUCACGACAGGAUUGAUCCGCCGGUUUACGAGUCAGAUGCUCAUGUCGCUGUCCCUUAUGCGGCACCACAGGAUCGUUCACUGCGAUCUGAAACCAGAGAAUGUUCUAUUGAAGCACCCAGCAAAGAGCGCCAUCAAAGUUAUUGACUUUGGUAGCAGUUGCUUCGAGCACGAGAAGAUAUACACAUACAUCCAAAGUCGUUUCUACCGCUCGCCGGAGGUGAUUCUUGGUAUGAACUACCACAUGGCUAUCGACAUGUGGAGUCUUGGGUGUAUCUUGGCCGAGUUAUACACCGGCUUCCCUAUCUUCCCUGGAGAGAACGAGCAAGAGCAACUCUCGUGCAUCAUGGAGGUCCUUGGCGUGCCUGACAAGGACUUCAUCAACCGCAGCAGCAGGAAGCGCCUUUUCUUCGACUCGAGCGGCGCCCCUCGCCCUGUCAUCAACUCUAAGGGUCGCCGGCGUCGCCCUGGUACAAAGACUCUCCAACAGGUUCUUCGUUGCGAUGACGAGAACUUCGUCGACUUCAUUGCCAAAUGUCUCAUAUGGGAUCCCGAACGGCGACUGAAGCCACAGCAAGCUCUGCGCCACCCCUUCAUCCUCAACAGCCGAAAGAAACUUACCAGCCCUUCGCCGUCGGCAGCCAGAAGCCUUCUUUCUUCCCCUAGUCUGAGCUCGGGCAGUCGCACCAAGCCUACGGAAACCCCCAAGAAAUCUCAGAUCGGCGCACCGACCCCGCUCACUGCCCGGUCGAGCCGCGGAGGCUCCAGCGCGAUUGCUGCCACUCCGCAAACCUCUACACUUGGCGCCUCAUCGAGAUCGUAUAGAGCCUCGCAAUCGCAGAAUUUUGCAUCGUACCACUCCAGCCGUACCAUGUCUAGCUUCGCAUCUUCUGCCAAAUAA
Molecule: messenger RNA, 5739 nt
Organism: Punctularia strigosozonata HHB-11173 SS5
Lineage: Eukaryota; Fungi; Basidiomycota; Agaricomycetes; Corticiales; Punctulariaceae
Exons: 10
Coding region: 1-5739 (1912 amino acids)
Biological process (GO): peptidyl-serine phosphorylation; peptidyl-threonine phosphorylation
Molecular function (GO): ATP binding; protein serine/threonine kinase activity; protein serine/threonine/tyrosine kinase activity
Source: RefSeq, a predicted model, not a curated record